CAAUCGCAGGCACAUUCACAAUGCAGUCGACCAAUCACGAGCGUAAGCUCGUAGAAAGAUCACGUAAUCGAAUGCAUAGUUUAUAUGCACGUGCGUGAAAAUAUCACACGGUGAAAUUUUGGAUUUUUGUAAAAUUAAGUUGCUCUGCGAUUUUUUUCAAGAUAAAUUUGAUUAAAAAUCAUUUUUUGCACAUUAAGAGAUAUCAAUUCAAAGAUGAAGCGACCAGCAAAGAAUUUAGAUAUUGGCGAUUUAAAUACAGAGAAUGAUGUAGAAACAACAAAUAAUAAAAAGAAGAAAGUGAAAUUCGAGAAACCUAUAGGUAAUAAUAUAAAGACACCCUUUACAAAAAAAAACUCAAAGGGAACAAAUUUACAAGUGGCAAACCGUAGAGCAACAGCUGAGAAAAUAGAUUUGCUUAAAUCAAAGAAAAAAAAAGUGUUUGGAGAGAAACCUAAAGUCGAGAAAGAAGAAAACUCAAAAGGAAAUAAUUUGCAACUGGCUAAGAAUGAUGCAACAACCGAAAAAACAGAUUGGCUCAAAUUGAAAAAGGAAAGAAAGGAGCUCAGACAGAAACGCAGAGCUAAGAAAUUGAAUAAUGACACGGUAUACGAUAAAAUUGUUCAGGCUAAACAGAUCAGCGAGAAAUUACGUAGAUCGGAUUGCACGUCGCAGGAUCGAAUAAAAUUAACUCGGACAUUACAUAAAAUGUUAGAGAAGGACUAUAGCAAAGUGAUAUUUACACAUGAUAUGUCGAGAGUUAUUCAAUACCUGAUCAAGCACUGCGAAGCAGAUGUUCGAAAAGCUAUAUUUCAUGAAAUAAAGCCAUUCGCUGUGCAGAUGUUAGAAUCAAAAUACGCGAAAAACUGCAUAAAAAAUAUUUUAAAACAUGGCUCGCGAGACAUCAAGAAUGAUGUUAUCAAUGCGUUUUAUGGUAAUAUCGUCAAAUUUAUGAGUCACACUGUAUCGGCUCCUCUCAUCGAACUCGCGUAUUCUACUUGGUGCAUGGACCUCGAUAAAAUAUAUUUCAAGCAAGAAUUUUACGGGGACAUAUAUAAACAGGCGAAAGAUAAAUCGGUUAAAUCACUGUCGGAUGUAUUCGAAAAUGCGGAAGGUAUGAAAUCGGCUACAUUAUCUGCCGUGAAAGCGAAUCUGGUUAGGAUUUUAAAUAAAAGUCUCGUUAAUUCCACUCUACUGCAUACAAUUUUAUGGGAAUUCUUCUGUGUGUGUUCGAUGGAAGACAAGAAUGAAUUGAUAGUUAUGCUGCGAGAUUUUAUCGUAACGCUAUCACAAACAAAAAUGGGAGCGAGAGUCGCCGCACAAUGCAUAUGGCAUGGCAAUAAUAAAGACAGAAAAGUUAUUAUGAAGGCCUUCAAGGGGAAUGUAAAGACGAUUUGUAUGUCCGAACAUGGUUACAUGAUAUUAUUAGCGCUUUUCGAUUCUAUAGAUGAUACAGUUAUAAUGAAGAAGAUAAUAUUGGCCGAAUUGCAAGAAGAUCUAACGGAUAUUGCACUAAACGAGUAUGGGAGGAAGGUAAUAUUGUAUCUCGUGGCUAGAAGGGACUCUCAUUAUUUUCCGCCAAGUGUCGUGGAAUAUUUAUGUCAAGGCGACAAUAAUUCGAUAAGUAAGAAACCAGCCGACAUUAGGGAAAAGGAACUUCUCGAAGCGAUUCGCGAUCCACUUCUUGACGCUGUAACCGCGGAUGUAGCAACGUGGUUGUCCAAUAGCGCUAUAGCUAUGGUUACUUUAGCGAUAUUAAAAGCAGGAUCUGGGGAAAAACUCAAAUCUGCAUUCGAAUCAAUUGCCAAGUUUAUCAGCGAUGAAAAUACGAAGAUCAAGGAAAACGAUACUGAAUGCAAAUUGAUUGAACAUCCCGGGUUGCAUAUGAUGUUGAAGAAACUUAUUCAAAAUGACAAGGAGCUGUUGAAAAAGAAUGAAUAUAUAUUUGGUAGCGCAUUGCUAUCACAUUUAACAUUAGAAGUACUCAAAAAAUGGAUAGAAUGUAACAGAAGUUGCUUUUUAAUAAUCUUACUCAUAGAGAAUGAAUCUACAAAUUAUGCAUCUAUAUUGCUAAGCAAAUUAAAACAGAUACAGGAAGAUCUCAAAUUGAAAAAGAGUCCUGGAAAAUCAAUAAUAUUAAAAAAAUUAGAAGAAGAAAGAAAUUAUUCAUCGCUUCAUAAUGAAAUAAAAAAAAACUGAAAGUAUAAUAUGAAUUAUUAUUAUAAUAUAUGAUCCAUAGACAUACAAAUGGACUGAAAAUAUGCUAUAUUUUUUUUAUAUUAUAUACAUUGGAUAUAUUCGAAAACAGAGAGAAAAAGUGCAAUUGGCUAUCUUCAAAUUAAUUAUAUUGCUUUGUCUCUGCUUUGAAAUAGUCUAUCUUUAUAUCUAUGGUCAUCAUAUUAUGUAUAUAUAUUGCAUAAUAUUUUAUAUAUAUGUACACAUAGCAUAUUAUGUGUGUUCACAAUGUACAAUUAAGUUUUUUAAAACUUAAUUUUACAUUUUCAAUUUUAUAAUAGUGUAUGUGUAAGAAUAAAUAAAAUAAACUCUUAAUUUUUUUAUAA
Molecule: messenger RNA, 2558 nt
Organism: Formica exsecta
Lineage: Eukaryota; Metazoa; Arthropoda; Insecta; Hymenoptera; Formicidae
Gene: peng
Product: protein penguin
Exons: 4
Coding region: 214-2196 (660 amino acids)
Biological process (GO): regulation of translation
Cellular component (GO): nucleolus
Molecular function (GO): mRNA binding
Source: RefSeq, a predicted model, not a curated record